AAUCACAACAAAUUGGGACAAACCCACCAGGAAUUGUACCAUCUACAGGGGGGUGUAUGUGUGUCACCUCUGUUCAGGGUUUCGAUUUGAUUGAAAUGUAUUAUCAGUUCCGGUGUCAGCCGCCGGUUCCCAAUCUUGGUGUCUUGGUACACUGUGACGACAGGGGACAGUCACACACAACCUGCCAUCUGAAUCAACACACGGUGCUAUUUGAAUAUCUCGGCGAUAACACGUAUACAGCCCCGCACCUAGAUAUCCGAUAACGAGCGAUUGUUUUUUGCGUUAUCUCCAAAGCUUUCUAUGUAGUUUAACGCUAGGUGCAGACUUCCUGCUCAGUGCCGGUUCGUACACGCAAACGACCGGUUGUGAUUGAUUACCGGCAACAAACGGUUAAAAUGUGUGGUAUACUUCGGUGUUGUUGCGAUUGCACCAAGCGUAUUGCUUGCUGCUGCUGUACCUGCGCACUGCAGACGAUCUGCUGCAUGGUGUUUGUGGUAGUUAUCAUCUGCUUGGCGAUCGGAUUGGGCGUCUACUUUGGCAUCUUCCACAACCGAGAUUCGGACUCCGAUACGACCACGCCACGAAGUCUCAUACUAAACGCACUGAUGCCGGACGGCUUCCACGAGGAAAAGGAAUCCACCUGGGUGUAUUGAUGAGAGAGUCGCCCCACAAUGCAUCCACUAUGAACGCUGUGAUAUGUGAUUAGACUUAGGCAGGAACCAAGGAAAAUAGUGUUGCGGCCUCAAGUGUGAGUGUGUGUGUUUUCGUUCCAAAAUUUCCCGUUUAAUAAAUCGAGGUGCACUCACCAAUGCUCACCAAAAGCAAAGAAGAACAACA
This is a messenger RNA of Anopheles coluzzii, 837 nucleotides long. RefSeq names its product protein midgut expression 1-like. The coding region runs from base 396 to 653 and encodes 85 amino acids. Lineage: Eukaryota; Metazoa; Arthropoda; Insecta; Diptera; Culicidae. The record is from RefSeq and is a predicted model, not a curated record. The transcript has 2 exons.